UAUCAGAAGUCCUGCCAUAACUCCCUGGCCCUCGGACCGGUCAAGUUGGUUCAUCACUACGAUUUUUCGGCUGCGGUUGCCGAUUUCUAAAGACCGCUGACGGCAAAGUUUUAUCGACAUGGACGCGCUUGUAGGUGCAAGCGGAACGACGAGCAAUGGUUUCAUCGAUUUCUACUCGAACAAGACCCAACUAACAUCAGAUGACUUUGAAUUCGGAAAAUACCUUGGCAAAGGCGCUUACGGCCAAGUGUAUCUCGCGAGAAAGAAGAGCGGCGAGGACGCAGGCACCAUUGUCGCGAUGAAGGUGAUUUCAAAAUACAAGGUAAAACAUAACCAAUGGAAAAUCAAUAAUAUAAGAGGCGAGAGGUGCAUUUUGGCAGGUAUAAAGCAUCCGUUUAUUAUAAAAUUGUUUUACGCUUUCGAAACGAAUCACACUUUUUUCCUUGGCCUGGAGUAUAUGCCGAACGGAGACCUUCAACGCCUUCUUUGUAAAUCUGUCUAUUUCAAUGAAAACACAGCACGCUUGUACUCCGCUGAAAUCAUACUGGCGCUACAAUAUCUUCAUAAAAAUUGCAUCAUUUUCCGAGACUUGAAGCCCGAGAAUAUUCUGUUAGAUGCCGGAGGCCAUGCGAAAUUAUCCGAUUUCGGCUUUGCCAAACAACUGUCUUCGCAGGAUGAUAAGACAACAUCAUUUUGCGGAACCGCGAACUACAUGGCUCCGGAAGUUAUAAAACAUAAGUUAUACACAAGAGCUGUGGAUUGGUGGAGCCUCGGUGUCAUACUGUUCAAGAUGAUAACUGGAUCCCGUCCGUUCGACGUAUGUGACGAUCGCCAGAGAACGAUGCAAAAGAUAGUAUCAGGCGAAUUUUCUUUCGAUAACAAACGAGCUGUGCUAGUCAGCCCAGAAGCUCAAGACCUAAUUCGUAAAUUGUUAAAAUUAAAUCCUGCGGAGAGAUUGGGCGCUGGAGAAACGGAUGCCAGGGAGUUGAUGGACCACGUUUUCUUCAAUAACAUCAAUUUCGACGAUUUGCUCGCUUGUAAAUAUGAACCACUGACCCGUAAACGUAAACGUACUCCACCAUUCAAGGAGAUAAUCAGAACAAAAAUCCGGCCCUAUCACGAUCCGAGGGCUGAUUCUCAUGAGAUGAUUUUCGAGGACUUCGACUAUAUAGCACCAAGUUGGCUAGACCCCCAAGAAGAUUCAGAUGUAACUAGACUAAGAGAAUUUUACAAAUUUGUUCAACUUUUAAUAUAUGCAAUCAAUAAUUUUGAUUAAUUAUGCAUGUUUUUUACACUGUCGAUGCGAUUUUGAUACGCGUGCGCCUAUCAAAACUACUUUGUUGUUUGUAUACACACACACACACACACACACGAUAACGUAAACAAGGAUUUAACAGUGACAAUUUUAAUCAUAUUUAUUCAAACUGAUAUUCUCAUAAGAAUCUUCUUUUUUUAAUACUUAAUAUGUGAACGAUAAUGACAAGAAUUUCACAUAUUAUGCUCAGGCACAGUGUUUUUUUAAUAAAGUUUACUUUUACUCGGUUA
Molecule: messenger RNA, 1545 nt
Organism: Nasonia vitripennis (jewel wasp)
Lineage: Eukaryota; Metazoa; Arthropoda; Insecta; Hymenoptera; Pteromalidae
Product: ribosomal protein S6 kinase beta-2
Exons: 7
Coding region: 119-1276 (385 amino acids)
Biological process (GO): protein phosphorylation
Molecular function (GO): protein serine/threonine kinase activity; ATP binding
Source: RefSeq, a predicted model, not a curated record